This is a messenger RNA of Gryllus bimaculatus (two-spotted cricket), 534 nucleotides long. The record is from the annotation of a GenBank genome assembly. NCBI's taxonomy places the organism in Eukaryota, Metazoa, Arthropoda, Insecta, Orthoptera, Gryllidae.
CACGAGACCUAGCCGGGAGGCGCGGCAGAUGCCGUCGCAACGGGCUGCUGGCUCGACGGUGGCGGUGUGGUCCAAUACUCCUCGCUGCCGAAAACCAAGUUCUACUUGAAGAGCCAUCGAGGUACAUAAGAACGGCGUCAAUAACCUGCUGACAUCCAUCAGACGUAUUUUGAAGUAUGUGUGCGCCAAGCCACGCUUCUGCUCCGAUCUGAAACAUCAUGGAGGUGAAUCGGAAGUUCAAAUUCCAACGCUGCCACGGAAACCAGUGAGCAAGACACAUCACUUCACGAAGAUACGGCUAUCUUCAAAACAAGCACCGAGCGGAAUGAAGGCUUUGGCUGCAGCCAACGUUUCUUGGCACAAUUUGCAGAAAUGACCCAUAAAGCUCCCACCACGUACUCAAAUAGAACCCUACACACACUAUCACUUUCUUUUCUGUAUAAUCUGUUGCAAAUACUGUAACGUUUAUUUAUGUUUGUUUCAUUUGUGAAAGCUAGAAAUGACUAGGUCCUACUGUUUCUGGCUAUCGAAAUA